Messenger RNA from Marmota monax (woodchuck), 4716 nucleotides. RefSeq names its product adhesion G protein-coupled receptor G2 (gene Adgrg2). The transcript has 28 exons. Gene Ontology annotation, cellular component: membrane. Lineage: Eukaryota; Metazoa; Chordata; Mammalia; Rodentia; Sciuridae. Bases 116 to 3184 code for a protein of 1022 amino acids. Gene Ontology annotation, biological process: cell surface receptor signaling pathway; adenylate cyclase-activating G protein-coupled receptor signaling pathway. The record is from RefSeq and is a predicted model, not a curated record. Gene Ontology annotation, molecular function: G protein-coupled receptor activity.
GCGGCGGGGGCGGUGCCCUGCCCGCGGGAGGGAGGAGGAGGGACGAGGCCCGAGGGAAAAGGGAAAAGGAGGGCCCGAGGGCGCCAGCGGCCAGCCCGUCGCUGGGACCUGCAGGAUGUUUUUCUCUGGUGGGCAGUGUGGUCAUGUUGGCAGACCUGAAGAAGUUUUACUGACAUUCAAGAUAUUCCUUGUCAUCAUUUGUCUUCAUGUUGUUCUGGUUACAUCCCUGGAAGAAAAUGCUGAUAAUUCCAGUUUGUUAUCACCAUCUGCUGAAUCAUCUCUUGUCAGUUUUGUCCCCUACUCCAAUGGUACUCCAGUGGCUGAAACUACAAGCCUCAAUGAUGCUACUUCCAGUGUAUUGUCUACAUUAAACAAGACAGAAAAAACUAAAAUCACUAUAGUAAAAACCUUCAAUGCAUCAGGAGUCAAAUCCCAGAGAAAUAUCUGCAAUUUGUCAUCUAUUUGCAAUGAUUCAGUGUUUUUUAGAGGUGAGAUAAUGUUUCAAUAUGAUGAAGAACACAACAUUACCCAGAAUCAAGAUAUAACUAAUGGCACCUACUCUGGAGUGCUGUCUCUAAGUGAAUUGAAACGAUCAGAGCUCAACAAAACCCUACAAACCUUAAGUGAGACUUAUUUUAUAGUGUGUGCUACAGCAGAGGCCCAAAGCACAUUAAAUUGUACAUUCACAAUAAAACUGAAUAAGACAAUGAAUGUGUGUGCUAUAAUGGUUGCUUUGAAAAGAGUACAUAUUCGACCAAUGGAAGAGUGCUGCUGUUCUGUCAGGACACCUUGCCCCUCUUCACCAGAAGAGUUAGAAAAACUGCAGUGUGAUUUGCAGGAUCCCAUUGUCUGUCUUGCUGAAUAUCCACAUGGCCCACCAUUUUCUUCUUCCAGCAAACCCAUCCCAGUUGCUCCUCAGACCACCAUCUUUUCCCAGAUAUCCAGUGCCUUCUCUUUUGCUGAAUCCCUUAAUCAUCCCCCUGUGACCCAGAACACUCCCUCUCUGACACAGAAGAAUCAUUUUUCUCUUCCCCAGCCUUCAGCUCCCAUAGCUUCCAGCCCUGCCAUCAAUAUGCCCACCCAAUCUGGAACUCUCUCUUCCCCUCUGCCCCAAACCAAUCCUUCCCAUACCCCACCACCUGUGAAGUCCUCACUUCCCUCUCCCACCACACCUGCUCCAUCUGCAUCUUCAAAUGACAUCAGCAUCAGCACACCUCCUGUCAAAACAGAAAUUUUCAACACCAGCAGUGUUUCUGAUCUUGAGAACCAAGUGUCCCAGAUGGAGAAGACUCUGUCCUUUGGCAGCUUGGAGCCUAACCUUGCAGGCGAAAUGAUAAACAAAGUCAGCAAACUCCUUCAUUCUCCUCCCGCCUUGCUGGCCCCUCUGGCUCAAAGGUUGCUAAAAGUUGUAGAUGACAUUGGCUUACAGCUGAAUUUUUCAAACAAGACCAUAAGUCUAACCUCCCCUUCUUUGGCUCUGGCUGUGAUCAGAGUAAAUGCCAGUAAUUUCAACACAACUACCUUUGCGGCCCAAGACCCUGCAAAUCUGCAGGUUUCUCUGGAAACUCAAGCUCCUGACAAUAGUAUCGGCAUUAUUACUCUGCCUUCAUCGUUGAUGAGUAAUUUGCCAGCUAAUGAUGUGGAGCUAGCUUCCAGGAUUCAGUUCAAUUUUUUUGAAACACCUGCCCUGUUUCAGGACCCUUCUCUGGAGAACCUUUCUCUGAUCAGCUAUGUCAUAUCAUCAAGUGUUGCAAACCUGACUGUCAAGAACUUGACAAGAAAUGUGACAGUCACACUGAAGCACACAGAUCCAAGCCAGGAUGACUUAACAGUGAAAUGUGUAUUUUGGGACUUGGGCAGAAAUGGUGGCAGAGGAGGCUGGUCAUCCGAUGGCUGCUCCGUCAAAGAAAGGAAGCUGAAUGAAACCAUCUGUACCUGUAGCCACCUUACCAGCUUUGGGGUCCUGUUGGACCUAUCUCGGACAUCCUUACCGCCUGGUCAAAUGAUGGCUCUGACAUUUAUAACAUAUAUUGGUUGUGGGCUUUCAUCAAUUUUUCUGUCAAUUACUCUUGUAACCUACGUAGCCUUUGAAAAGAUCCGGAGGGAUUACCCUUCCAAAAUCCUCAUCCAGCUAUGUACUGCUCUGCUCCUGCUGAACCUAAUAUUUCUCUUGGACUCAUGGAUUGCUCUUUAUAACACAAAAGGCCUCUGCAUCUCAGUAGCUGUAUUCCUUCAUUAUUUUCUCUUGGUCUCAUUCACAUGGAUGGGCCUAGAAGCAUUCCAUAUGUACCUGGCUCUUGUCAAAGUGUUCAAUACUUAUAUCCGAAAAUACAUCCUUAAAUUCUGCAUUGUUGGCUGGGGGGUACCAGCUGUGGUUGUAGCUAUUGUCCUGAUUAUAUCCCCACAUAAUUACGGGCUUGGAUCCUAUGGAAAAUUCCCUAAUGGCUCACCAGAUGACUUUUGCUGGAUCAACAGCAAUGCAGUAUUCUAUAUUACAGUUGUGGGAUAUUUCUGUGUGAUAUUUUUGCUGAACAUCAGCAUGUUCAUUGUCGUCCUGGUUCAGCUCUGUCGAAUUAAAAAGAAGAAACAACUGGGAGCCCAGCGAAAAACCAGUAUUCAAGACCUCAGGAGUAUUGCUGGCCUCACAUUUUUACUGGGAAUUACUUGGGGCUUUGCCUUCUUUGCCUGGGGACCAGUUAACAUCACCUUCAUGUAUCUCUUUGCCAUCUUUAACACCUUACAGGGAUUUUUCAUAUUCAUCUUUUACUGUGUAGCAAAAGAGAAUGUCAGGAAGCAAUGGAGGCGCUAUCUUUGUUGUGGAAAGUUCCGGCUGGCUGAAAAUUCUGACUGGAGUAAAACUGCUACUAAUGGUUUAAAGAAGCAGACUGUAAACCAAGGAGUAUCCAGCUCUUCAAAUUCCUUACAGUCAAGCAGUAACUCCACUAACUCCACCACACUGCUAGUGAAUAACGAUUGCUCAGUACACGCAAGCGGGAAUGGUAAUGCUUCUACAGAGAGGAAUGGGGUUUCUUUCAGUGUUCAGAAUGGAGAUGUGUGCCUUCAUGAUCUUACUGGAAAACAGCACAUGUUUAAUGACAAAGACGAUUCCUGCAAUGGUAAAAGCCGUAUGGCUCUCAGAAGGACUUCAAAGAGGGGAAGCUUACACUUUAUUGAACAAAUGUGAUUCCUUUUUUCUAAAAUCAAAGCAUGAUGCUUGAUGGUGUGAAAUGUCCAAUUUUACCUUUUACACAAUGUGAGAUGUAUGAAAAUCAACUUAUUUUAUACUCAGCAACCUCUGGAGGAACAUAAGCUAAUGAAAGGCGAUGGUUACUAUUGGAAGGGGAAACCAAGACAUUAUUGUGACCUUUAGACAUUAGCAAUUUGGUUUCCGAACCUUCAUUUUAAAAGAAGGUUGGUUUUAAACAACACAGUGAGAAUAAGACUUGUAUAAACAAAAACGUAGUUAAUUUCCAGCUACAUUUUAAAGAGGCUAAGUUAUCUUUGAUAACAUCCUAGAAAGCAACUGUUGACUUCAGACUUUUGGUGAGUUUAGUUGUGCAUGCCUUUGUUGUAUAUAAGCUAAAUUCUAGGGACCCACGUGUCAGAAAUCUUACUUCUACCUUUUUUUGUAUUUAUUUUCUACUAUGUAGAUUUAUUCUUUUGUAGAAUCAUGGUUUUAUUGUUUUGUCUAAUGUGAUAACUCAGAAAAUCCUUACUGAUUCAGUGAAUUCUAAAGCUCCUUUUGGAGAUUAUAUGGAUGUGAAAUACAGAAACUUCAUUGAAAUCAAGAAAUAAUAAUGAUGCAGCCAGACUCUAAUCAGACAGUUCCACAAUUAGCUCAUACAGUGCCUUUGAGUGAGUUAGAAAAAGGUACCUCCCUGGGAAGAUACAGCCUGGUUUGGCAAGCAGAGUGGGGUCACGUUUUAGUCCUAGUCAUAUUAUUGGGGACAUCUUUAUACAAGGUAUGACCUGUACAACCAUACAUGACAUCCAGUGCCAGUACCCAUCCCCAGGCCACAUUAUCAGAUUAUGGAAUCUGCACCAAGAUGUUAAGCUUAAUACCUUGGUCACAGAAAGGGAAGAAACUCUAAUCUAGACCAUAUAUGGGGAAGAUUGUGAAUGUGGAGGAGAUACAUACACUGCCACAUCUCAAGUCCCCAGAGCCUUUCAGAAGAGGGGAACAGAGUAGGAUUACUUUUGAAAAGAGAGAUAUAUAAGGAAAACAAAUCAUAUUGCUGUUCUUUAAAAGGCAACUGCAUGGUACAUUGUUGAUUGUUACCACUGGUACACUCUGGCCCAGCCAGAUUUCUAAUUAUUUUUUAAAAUGUGUCAAGUCUUAAAGAGUGUAUAGUGACAAGGGGGAGCGGCUACUGAAAACAGUGAACUAUCCCGUGAUACUGUUGUUUCUAUUUGUAUCAAACCCUGAUUGCUAUAGUCUUUCCUACUUUCCACCUAUACCUGCUUGAGCAGUAACUCAAGUAUGUCCUUACUAGGAACAUUUCAAAACCCUUUAGUUAGAUCUUUCACUAAGGCUCCCUUGCAUAUAUUUCAAGUGAAUGUUGUAUCCCAGAUUAACCAUGGUAAUAAGACAUUUCUGAGUGCUGAUUUGUCUUUGCAGUAUUUCUUCUCUGAUUUAUUUAAUUGUCUUGUAUUUAUGUGUUAAAAUCAACAAACAAUGUUAAAAUGAACUAAAUAAAUUUAGUUAAGUCCUUUAAA